AUGUCGUCCCGUAGCUCUCAGCCACGUGCCACAUCUUUCGAGGCCUGUAACACGUUCUUCAACAUUACUGAGCUUGUCGAAAUCUUUCUGAACCAAUGCUCCACCAGCGCACUACUCAACUGCUCCAUGGUCUGUCGGACUUGGAAGGAGGCUAUCAAGCGCUCCGCAUUACUCCAACAGCACCUCUUCCUAGAACCCGUCAAAGAGAAGGAAGGCGUCGAACGCGUGCUCAAUCCGAUGCUAGCAUACUUUGCACCAGUGCUAGUUGCGGGACCGACUACGGAACAUGUACCAUCACGAGCCAGCUUUGCACGCACAGAAGACCUUACCUCAUUGCCCUGGGCACGUAACACAUCUAUGCAUGCGCCUACGCGUCGCGCAUUUGCUCGGCGAGAAGCUUCGUGGCGCAAGAUGCUCGUCUCUCAACCGCCCAUAUCUCGCAUCGACUGGUGGCACGAGUGGGCUCACGAUCGAUCUGGGAUUGCCGGAUCUUGGUUUGCGCGUCGAAUCUUCAAUGGUAGCAGUGGCGGCUGGGGCCAUCAGGAUCAAAGUCGGGAAUUCGUUACUUUGGGCAUGCUAUGGGAUCUUGUCGAAAGCCGCAUGACGCGAGGGUGCAGCGCACGCAUACAAUUCUUCCUCGAAGGCCUAUCUGUGGAACAAGAUCCGGAUGCGCAUGAACAAGAGAGGCAAUGGAUCGCUCAGAACGACUGGAGUCGUCGCCCGUAUGGAAGCAAAACACCGAGAGUCAAGAUCACCACAGAACAAGUUUGGAAGAAGCUCCCGUGGGCUGGUGCAGGGUUCGACAUGGAGCGGCAAGAAUGGGUGACCAUGCCAAAACAACGACCAACUUACUAUGCCGGAGACGGCUUCAACACACUCUUACUAGACUGCCACUACGAUGGCAAAGGGCCAUCAAGGUGGUCUAGGAGCGAUGGGUUUCAGUGGAAGGCAUUGAAUGGUGAAAGUAGUGGGAGCUGA
This is a messenger RNA of Parastagonospora nodorum SN15, 978 nucleotides long. RefSeq lists its product as hypothetical. The transcript has a single exon. NCBI's taxonomy places the organism in Eukaryota, Fungi, Ascomycota, Dothideomycetes, Pleosporales, Phaeosphaeriaceae. The coding region runs from base 1 to 978 and encodes 325 amino acids. The record is from RefSeq and is a predicted model, not a curated record. Gene Ontology annotation, molecular function: protein binding.